Gadus morhua (Atlantic cod) is the source of this 3723-nucleotide messenger RNA. RefSeq names its product extracellular calcium-sensing receptor-like. Gene Ontology annotation, cellular component: plasma membrane. The transcript has 15 exons. The record is from RefSeq and is a predicted model, not a curated record. NCBI's taxonomy places the organism in Eukaryota, Metazoa, Chordata, Actinopteri, Gadiformes, Gadidae. Gene Ontology annotation, molecular function: G protein-coupled receptor activity. Gene Ontology annotation, biological process: G protein-coupled receptor signaling pathway. Bases 43 to 3723 code for a protein of 1226 amino acids.
CUUGUAUCUGCAUGUUUAUUUUUAUUGUCUUUCUCUUCCCAUAUGUCUUCAACAGGUCCUUUUUCUUGUAGAUUACGGAAACAAUUUAAUCUGAAUGGAAUGCACAAGUCUGGUGACGUUAUUCUUGGAGGAAUCUUUGAGAUCAACUUUUUCACUACAUCUUCUGAACAUUUUACUUCAGAGCCCAAAGAUCCUAUCUGCUAUGGCUUUGAUCUUAUAGGGUUCAGACAGGCCCAGACCAUGGCCUUUGCUGUUGAUGAAAUCAACAGAAACUCCAAACUGCUUCCCAAUAUUUUGUUGGGAUACAGUCUAUAUGAUAGCUGUGUCAAACUAGGGAUCUCGUUCCGUGCAGCUCUGUCUAUGACCAGUGGCAGAGGAGAGCCGUUUCAAUUAAAUGAGAGCUGUUAUGGGAAUCCUCCUGUGCUAGGAAUCGUGGGAGAUACUUCCUCAACCCGUACUAUAGCUGUUUCUAGCAUAGUAAGCUUGUACAGGCUACCAAUGGUGAGUUAUUAUGCCACAUGUUCCUGUCUGAGUGACAGGAAACGGUUCCCAUCUUUCUUUAGAACUAUUCCGAGUGAUGCAUUUCAGGUGCGAGCUAUGCUCCAAAUUCUCAGACAGUUUAACUGGACUUGGUUUGGACUAUUGGUCAUUGAUGAAGACUAUGGACGCCAUGCUGCCCGUUUAUUCCAGUCAGACCUGGCCCAGUCUGGUGGAAGCUGCCUGGCUUAUCUAGAGGUUCUGCCCCAGGGAAACGAUAUGGCUGAGAUUCAGAGGAUCGUUGGCAUAAUGAAGAAAUCCACAUCCCGUGUGGUUAUUGUUUUUGCACAUCCAAGCAACAUGCUUGAUCUAAUGGAAGAGGUGGUAAAGCAGAAUGUAACAGGCCUACAGUGGAUGGCGAGUGAAGCCUGGAUUGAAGACAAAGUGCUCCGUACCCCCAGCUACAUGCCUUUCCUUGCAGGCACUCUGGGCAUUGCUAUCCGUCGGGGGGAAAUACCAGGACUCAGGGACUUCCUACUGAGAAUACGCCCUGACAAUGACACACUCAGCAGCCAGGACCAUAAUUUAGUGAAGCAGUUUUGGGAGCACGUAUUUCAGUGCAAGUUUGUAAUCCCUGGUAUGGAGUUUGAAGGGCAGACUCUAGAAAGACUAUGUACAGGGAAUGAAAGUCUAAGGAAUAUAGAGACUGAAUUCCUGGAUCUGUCUAACCUCAGGCCAGAGUAUAAUGUGUACAAGGCAGUUUAUGCCCUGGCACAUGCCCUACAUGACAUUAUGCAGUGUGUUCCAGGGAGUGGGCCUUUCCAAGGUCAAAGUUGUGCCAGUUUACAGGGACUAGAGCCAUGGCAGAUUUUAUAUUACUUGCAAAAGGUCAAUUUCACUACAGACUUUGGUGACCAAGUGUCAUUUGAUGAGAAUGGGGAUGCUUUACCAAUCUAUGAUGUGUUGAACUGGAGGUGGCCCCCAGAUGGAAGAGCAGAGGUUAAAAAUGUGGGAGAUGUCAAAGAAAUGGCCUCAAAAAUCGUUCAUCUUAUCCUUGAUGAAGACAAAAUCUUUUGGAAUUUCGAACCAAAAAAGCCACCCAAGUCAGUGUGCAGUGAAAGCUGUCCCCCUGGCACCCGCAUGGCCCGAAAGAAAGGUGAACCUGUCUGCUGCUUCGACUGCAUCCCUUGUUCAGAAGGAGAAAUUAGCAAUGAAACUGAUUCAACCGAAUGUACCAGCUGUCCAGGGAAUUUUUGGUCCAACCUCCAACGUAAUCACUGCGUCCCGAAAAGUAUGGAAUUCCUUUCCUAUGUGGAACCCCUGGGAAUCUCCUUGACCACUGCCUCAUUAUUUGGUGCACUUUUAUGCACCAUUGUUUUGGGAAUCUUCACCCAUCAUCGUACCACGCCAGUGGUGAGUUAUUUUGCCACAUGUUCCUGUCUGAGUGACAGGAGCCGGUUCCCAUCUUUCUUUAGAACUAUUCCAAGUGAUGCCUUUCAGGUAGUAAAGCAGAAUGUAACAGGCCUACAGUGGAUGGCCAGUGAGGCCUGGACUGCAGCCAAAGUACUCCAUACUCCCAGCUACAUGCCUUUUCUUGCAGGCACUCUGGGCAUUGCCAUCCGCCGAGGGGAGAUACCAGGACUGAGGGACUUCCUACUGAGGAUACGCCCUGACAAUGACACACUCAGCAGCCAGGACAACAACUUAGUGCGGCUAUUUUGGGAGCACAUAUUCCAGUGUCAAUUUUAUUCCCCUGGAAUAGAGGUGAAAGAGAAAGAAAGACUAUGUACAGGGAAUGAGGUCCUAAGGAACAUAGACACUGAAUUCCUGGAUCUGUCUAACCUCAGGCCAGAGUAUAAUGUGUACAAGGCAGUAUAUGCCCUGGCACAUGCCCUACAUGACAUUCUGCAGUGUGUUCCAGGGAGUGGACCUUUCAAAGGUCAAAGCUGUGCCAGUUUACAGGGACUAGAGCCAUGGCAGAUCAUAUAUUACUUGCAAAGGGUCAAUUUCACAACAGAGUUUGGUGACCAAGUGUCAUUUGAUGAGAAUGGAGAUGCUUUGCCAAUAUAUGAUGUGAUGAACUGGAGUUUGUUCCCGGAUGGAAGCACAGAGGUUAAACAUGUUGGAGAGGUCAAAGAAUUGGCUUCGAAAAUAGUUGACCUCAGCCUUGAUGAAGACAAAAUCUUUUGGAAUUUUGAACACAAAAAGCCUCCCAGGUCACUGUGUAGUGAGAGCUGUCCUCCAGGCACUCGCAUGGCCAGAAAGAAGGGUGAACCUGUAUGCUGCUUUGACUGCGUCCCUUGUUCAGAAGGGAAAUUUAGCAAUGAAACUGAUUCAACAGAAUGUACCAUCUGUCCAAAAGAUUUCUGGUCCAACCUCCAGAAUGAUCAUUGUGUACCGAAACGCAUGGAAUUUCUGUCCUACGUGGAACCCCUUGGAAUCUCCUUGACCACUGCUUCAUUAUUUGGAGCACUUUUAUGCACUAUUGUUUUGGGAAUCUUCACUCAUCAUCGGACCACGCCAGUGGUUAGGGCCAACAACUCAGAGCUUAGCUUCAUCCUUCUGCUGUCACUGAAACUAUGCUUCUUGUGCUCUUUAUUUUUCAUUGGUCAACCAAGGCUGUGGACUUGUCAAUUGAGGCAUGCAGCCUUUGGGAUCAGCUUUGUUCUGUGUGUCUCAUGUAUCCUGGUGAAAACCAUGGUUGUUCUGGCGGUAUUCAAGGCCUCCAAACCAGGUGGUGGUGGUAGUCUGAAGUGGUUUGGGGCAGUUCAACAGAGAGGGACUGUUGUAUUUCUGACUUUAAUACAAGCAGCAGUUUGUACAACAUGGCUUGUGUCUUCCUCACCAGCUCCUCAUGAAAACAAAGGGUACUACAAUGACAGGAUAGUAGUUGAGUGUGUAGUGGGGUCCACAGUAGGAUUUGGAGUAUUACUAGGCUAUAUUGGCUUACUGGCUGUUCUCAGCUUCUUCCUUGCAUUCUUGGCACGGAAUCUACCAGAUAACUUCAAUGAGGCCAAGUUUAUCACGUUCAGCACACUGGUCUUUUGUGCUGUUUGGAUAGCCUUUAUCCCAGCUUAUAUUAACUCCCCUGGAAAAUAUGCUGAUGCUGUGGAGGUAUUUGCCAUUCUAUCUUCUAGUUUUGGCCUGUUACUUGCCUUAUUUGGACCAAAGUGUUAUAUAAUUCUCCUUAAGCCUGAGAAAAACACAAAAAAGGCUUUAAUGGGACGAGUCACACCAAGAUCAUAG